Anolis sagrei ordinatus is the source of this 1401-nucleotide messenger RNA. RefSeq names its product LSM10, U7 small nuclear RNA associated (gene LSM10). Gene Ontology annotation, molecular function: histone pre-mRNA DCP binding; U7 snRNA binding. The record is from RefSeq and is a predicted model, not a curated record. Gene Ontology annotation, biological process: mRNA 3'-end processing by stem-loop binding and cleavage. Lineage: Eukaryota; Metazoa; Chordata; Lepidosauria; Squamata; Anolidae. Gene Ontology annotation, cellular component: cytoplasmic U snRNP body; nuclear body.
AGCCUCUGAGUCGGGAAUCUCCUAUUACGCAUGCGCUUUUUGGUGGUUUUUUUCUGCUUUGCACGAGGAAGCAGGAAAUCCUGGCCAGGUGAACUAUACAUCCCAGCAAAUGUCAACGUCUAUUUUCCCCAGACUCCACCAGUGUUCAUAUUUAGACAUGUUGAGUAGUCGUGCCAAGUUUGGUCCAGAUCUAUCAUUACGUGAAUCCACAGUGCUCCUCUGGAUAUAGGUGAACUACAACUCCCAAUCUCAAGACUGGUGGCCAUGGAGAUUAGCCACUCGGUGAAGGAGCGCACCAUUUCGGAGAACACCCUGGUGCUGCUGCUGCAGAGCCUGACGGGCCGUGUGACCCAGGUGGAACUACGGGAUGAGAGCCUGGCGGUGGGGCGCGUGACCAACGUGGAUGCCUUCAUGAACAUCCGCCUGGGCCCCACUACCUUCACCGACCGGGCCGGGCGCACCUCCCAACUAGAGGACCUCUUUGUUGCUGGGAGGAGCGUGCGCUACGUUCACAUCCCGGAUGAUGUGGACAUCCGGGCUGCCAUCGAGGGCCAGCUCCAGCUCCUGCGACGUGUCCGGAGCUUCGGAGGAAGGGACAAGGGCAGGAAGGAGUUCCUUCAUCAAAAGGACAAGUAAAAACAAGCCCAGGAUGCGGAAUCAAAUCUCCCCCUUUUGAGAUCAGGAUACAGAAUGACUUCAAAGCAAGCCUUUGGAUUCUUCCACUGAGAUCCACUUUUUGGACUGCUCCUUGAAAGAGAAUAAAGUGGCACGGAAAGCCAAGAACAGAAAAACUGAAUCAUGUUUCUAUUCUCUAUUGCUCCUUCCCUAUUUCUUUCUUUGGAUCCAUUUUUCUUAAUGAGGCUUCCUCCAGUGCAAGAAAUGAAAGGGAUUGCAACCCUGGGUUACUUUUAUUUAGCCAAAUAUUUAUUUCUCUUGCAGCCGCAAGCCUCCUUUUUUGCUCAGGAUUUGAAAUGACCUCUUUCAUAUAUUUUUCUCUCACUUGGAUCCACUUUUCUAAUUCACAUGGAAAAAACCAUGUGGAAAGACAGGAACAACAAACUGAAUUACUUUUAUAUUUUCUUUCUCCUUCCUUCUGGAACAACAAACUGAAUUACCUUUAUCCUCCUCCUCCCCCCCCCCCCCCCCCCCCCCCCUUCCUUCUAGAACAAUAAAUUGAAUUACUGUUUUGUUUUCUUUCCUCUUCCUUCCUUCCCUUCAUUUCCUUUCUUCCUAAAAGAAAAGUUACUCUUCUUUUGCAAAACCGAUUAGGGCACUUUUAUAUCAGCAGGUGGAAAAACAGGUUUUUUUUUUUUAAAAAAAUUAUGGAAUUCUUCUAAUUUGAUAAAUGUGACCUCCAAAUGAAUACACUUUCAAUUCCCAAAUAAACUUUUCCAUCUUUAA